Messenger RNA from Chlorella variabilis, 483 nucleotides. RefSeq lists its product as hypothetical. The record is from RefSeq and is a predicted model, not a curated record. The coding region runs from base 1 to 483 and encodes 160 amino acids. Lineage: Eukaryota; Viridiplantae; Chlorophyta; Trebouxiophyceae; Chlorellales; Chlorellaceae. The transcript is spliced from 5 exons.
AUGGCGGACAAUACUGCGAGCCUGAAGAUCGCAUUCAACGAGCUGCGCGGCACCCACCGCAUCCUGGUGGAGGAGGAUGCGGCCUGCUGCGGGAACUGCGCGCAUGCGGAGUGCAGCAGCCUGCUUGACUCCACCCCCGAGGCUGUGGGCUACAUCUUCUAUCACUCCCAAGACAUUGACAACGCGGCAGAUGGGGAGCUUUGGCUGGGACAUGCGGCGCGGGACGGCAUGCCCGCCAAGGUGGUACCGCUGGUAACUGCCUCCUGCCUGGAGGAUCAUGGCUUCAAGGUGGACUGGGACGGCAGCAUGAACAGGCGCCUGAUGGUGCACAUUCCAGAGGGCCCUGAGCGAGACUACUUUAGGAGGCAGCUUGAGUGGGAUGACGAGUAUUACGAUGAGUAUUCCGAGGGUGAUGAGGAAGAGGAGGAGAAGAGCGGCGAGGAGGGCGGCGGGAAGAGCGGCGGCAAGGCGGCCGCGGGGUAG